Molecule: messenger RNA, 843 nt
Organism: Paramuricea clavata
Lineage: Eukaryota; Metazoa; Cnidaria; Anthozoa; Malacalcyonacea; Plexauridae
Source: the annotation of a GenBank genome assembly
AUGAAUUUUAUUGAAAUAGCAUGUUUAUGUGCAGCAAUUUUUAUUAAUAUUGCGCUGAUACAGCACACUAUCGCUGUUUUCAGAGAAAAACGAAAUAAGCUUUUAGAGUUAUUCAAUAACAGACCAAUCUUACCGGCACGAAAAAUCCGAAAAAAAAGGAAGAAAAGACAAUUUUGGAUUCGUCCUGGAAGGACGCCAUUAUGGUGGGAAAAUUUGAAAAAUAAUAUUGCUGUCAUUGAAGAAUGGCAAGAAAAUUUCCGGAUGUCCCAGCCUACUUUCAAGAAGUUGUGUGAAGAACUUAGACCUUAUCUGACAAAAAAGGAAACAAAUAUGAGGAAGCCAUUGGACGUCGAGACUCAAAUCGCAAUAACACUGUACUACUUGGCUGAUGAAGGGCGAUAUCGAAAGGUUGCAAAUGCUUUUGGUGUAGCGCGUUGUACCGUUUCUCGCACCGUACGAAGGGUAUGCAAAGCAAUUUCAACAAAGCUUGGACCAUUUUAUAUAAGACUUCCAUCGACGCCACAACAGGUAAUACUAUAAUCAUUAGAAUAUGUUUGCAUUACGACAGGGUAAUUGGGUUACAGCAUUUUUUCUAUUCAGGUUGAAGAAUUAGUUUCUGGUUACUUGAGAUUUCAUGGAUUUCCUCAAUGCAUUGGAGCAGUUGAUGGAACCCAUGUACAAAUAAUACAGCCAAAUGAAAAUUACACAGACUACCUAAACAGGAAGGGGAAAUAUUCAAUAAAUGUUCAAGGACUUUGUGAUUACAAGUACUGCUUCACUGAUGUUGUAGUCAAAUGGCCUGGGGCUGUUCACGACGCUCGAAAAAAAUGUGUGAGAAUAUAA